Molecule: messenger RNA, 903 nt
Organism: Arachis stenosperma
Lineage: Eukaryota; Viridiplantae; Streptophyta; Magnoliopsida; Fabales; Fabaceae
Product: glycine-rich cell wall structural protein 2-like
Exons: 3
Coding region: 1-903 (300 amino acids)
Source: RefSeq, a predicted model, not a curated record
AUGCAACGGGAAUUGGACCGGCGAUGGGGCGGUGGCGGCAACCGCAACCGAGCAGGUCAUCAUCCACGCGGUGCUGAUCUUGAGCAGGGAGCCCGAGGGGGCGGUGGCAACGGAGCAGGUCGAGGUGGCGGUGGCAACGGAGCAGGUCGAGGUGGCGAUGGCAACGGAGCAGGUCGAGGUGACGAUGGCAACGGAGCAGGUCAAGGUGGCGACGAUGGCAACGGAGCAGGUCGAGGUGGAGGUGGCGAUGGCAACGGAGCAGGCCGAGGUGGCGAUGGCAACGGAGCAGGUCGAGGUGGCGGUGGCGAUGGCAACGGAUCAGGUGGCGGUGGCGACGGUAACGGAGCAGGCGGAGGUGGCGAUGGCAACGGAGCAGGCGGAGGUGGCAAUGGCAACGGAGCAGGUCGAGGUGGCGGUGGCGAUGGCAACGGAUCAGGUGGCGGUGGCGAUGGUAACGGAGCAGGCGGAGGUGGCGAUGGCAACGGAGCAGGCGGAGGUGGCAAUGGCAACGGAGCAGGCCGAGGUGGCGAUGGCGAUGGCAACGGAUCAGGUGGCGGUGGCGAUGGCAACGGAGCAGGUGGAGGUGGCGAUGGCAACGGAGCAGGUCAUCAUCCAGACGGUGCUGAUCCUGAGCGGGCAGGCCAAGGUGGCGAUGGCAUUCAAGAAGCUGACUUAUGCCACCAUCAACUUCCCGAUAGAUCCUCAAAUGAAGCUCCAAGAACUGCUCAAAAAGUAAAAGAAAGCGAUGCAGCAGAAGAAUACGAAGUGAGCGGCAAAUUGAAGGCUAAGAGUGGUCUAUACAAUUUGACUGUUGUCCUUCUCAAGCUUUUGGCACGAAAGAAACCAAGUGAUGAUGAGCAGCAGGGCGUAUCUUCUGAGCCUUUGUUGAAUGCUGUUGUUUAA